GAGUUGUCCGCAGCGCGAAGCGGCUUCAUGGCGUCCUGCUGACAGGAGUCCGACCAGCUGACUGCGCUGCUAUCUGUUACACAGCGAUGAAAGCCCUGCUGGUUCUGACAGUUUAAGAACUGUUCCGAAUUUAAAGUGACGGACUGAGAGGACCGGAAGAGAGCGGAAGGCACCGGAAGACGGAGCGAUCCGAGGAUGGCAGGAGUGUUUGACAUCGACCUGGAGACGGAGGACGGCAGCGACACAGAGGAGGACGCGUGUGAGGUGACAGUUGUUGAACCUGACAGCGGUCAGACGGAGGAGGUGGAGCUGACCAGUGAAAACGUGAACAGAGACAGCGAGAGAGUUGGACCGGACUGCUUCGAGCUCCUCACCGUUCUGGGCAAAGGGGCCUAUGGCAAGGUUUUCCAAGUGAGGAAGGUUCAAGGUCCCCAAACAGGAAAGAUAUUCGCCAUGAAGGUCCUGAAGAAGGCUAAGAUCGUUCGUAACGCCAAAGACACGGCUCACACCCGAGCCGAGCGCGAGAUCCUGGAGAAGGUCAGACACCCGUUCAUCGUGGACCUGCUGUACGCCUUCCAGACGGGAGGAAAGCUCUACCUCAUCCUGGAGUGUCUGAGCGGAGGAGAACUGUUCAUGCAACUGGAGAAGGAGGGAAUCUUUAUGGAGGACACGGCCUGCUUCUACCUGGGAGAGAUCACGAUGGCCCUGGGUCACCUGCACUCCAACGGGAUCAUCUACCGAGACCUGAAGCCUGAGAACAUCAUGCUGUGUCAUCAAGGGCACAUCAAGCUGACUGAUUUUGGCCUCAGUAAGGAGUCCAUCCAUGAUGGAACCAUCACACACACCUUCUGCGGCACCAUCGAGUACAUGGCUCCAGAGAUCCUCACCAGGUCGGGUCACAACCGAGCCGUGGACUGGUGGAGCCUCGGCGCGCUGAUGCACGACAUGCUGACUGGAUCGCCUCCGUUCACAGCUGAGAACAGGAAGAAGACCAUCGACAAGAUCCUGAAGUGUAAAGUCAGUCUUCCUCCGUACAUCACGGUCGAUGCCAGAGACAUGAUCAAAAAGCUGCUGAAGAAGAAUCCGGCUCAGAGACUCGGCUCUGGGAAAGACGACGCUGCUGAUAUCCAGAAACAUCCGUUCUUCAGACACAUCAGCUGGGAGGAGCUGCUGAACAAGCGAGUGGACCCGCCGUACAAACCGCAGCUGCACUCUGAGGAAGACGUCAGCCAGUUUGACACCAGGUUCACCAGACAGACGCCGGUGGACAGUCCGGACGACACCAGGCUGAGCCACAGCGCUGAGCUCGCCUUCGCCGGGUUCUCCUUCGUGGCGCCGUCGGUCCUCGAGAGUCUGAAGGAAGGAUUCUCGUUUGAGCCGCGAUCGCGUCACGUCCGCCGCCACAACAGCAGCCCGCGCACCCCCAUCAGUCCUCUGAAGUUCUCUCCGGCCGGGCCCUUUAAGUCCAGCAUGGACGGGGAAGCGGACCUGUUCUCCCCCACGUCUCCGCCCGCCGCUCCGCCUCCCGGCCCGCUGGAGAACGGCGCGGCGAGUCGGCCCAUCAAGACGCCUUCCAGGAACAAGAAGAAGAAGGAGCAUCGCAGAUGAGGCCCAGGAAAACCAGAGGGAUUCUGUCUGCUCCAUGGAUCAUCGUCUGUCGGCUCAUUUCUUCAGGUUUCAUUUAAAGCUCUGAAGAAACCAAACGACUAAAUCCUGUAGACUGAGGCUCCGCUGUACAGGAACUCCUUCUAAAUCUAAUUAAAGGAGAAGAAGGCAUUGAUUUUCCUUUAGCAGCUUCCCUGCGUGUUUAUGGGGUCGAGUUGGGAUUUGUGAUGGAUGGACUGGAAACUGUGGAGUUUAAUUACAGAGACAGGAAGCUCUGAUUUAAGGUUUUCCAGUAAUGAGUCUGUCAGAGGUCGACAGGAAGUUAAACUUUAACCCUUCUGUUCUUUUAGUGGCUUUUAUUUAUUUCUGCAUGUAAAAAGAAAACGUGAUGACAUCAGUCUGCCUGUUGGUUCUGUUGAGAACAUUUAACCAAUCAGAGCAGACUGGGCCUUAAAGAGACAGGAGCUAAAAACUCAAUAGGAAAAACAAUCACUGUCUUCAGCUUUGAAAUGAUGAGUUUGUAAAUUAUAACACAGAUUCUUUAAUGACUGUAUACAGAAAUCUGCUGAAUGA
This is a messenger RNA of Xiphophorus maculatus (southern platyfish), 2178 nucleotides long. RefSeq names its product ribosomal protein S6 kinase B2 (gene rps6kb2). Gene Ontology annotation, biological process: signal transduction; protein phosphorylation. NCBI's taxonomy places the organism in Eukaryota, Metazoa, Chordata, Actinopteri, Cyprinodontiformes, Poeciliidae. Gene Ontology annotation, molecular function: ATP binding; protein serine/threonine kinase activity. The record is from RefSeq and is a predicted model, not a curated record. The transcript is spliced from 16 exons. The coding region runs from base 196 to 1608 and encodes 470 amino acids.